Messenger RNA from Cicer arietinum (chickpea), 513 nucleotides. The record is from RefSeq and is a predicted model, not a curated record. NCBI's taxonomy places the organism in Eukaryota, Viridiplantae, Streptophyta, Magnoliopsida, Fabales, Fabaceae.
AUGAUCAUAGUUACAGAAUUUGCCACUACCCCCACAAACCGCAAAUUGGUAGCUGUGAACCGGCUAGAGGUUGUUGAUGUUAAGAACCCUCGUGGGCUGGCUAAAAUCUUUGGAACUGUAUUAUCUUUAAUUGGUGCUUUGAUAAUGAUUUUGUAUAAAGGACAUACGAUACAAAGCUUAAAGAGUUCCUCAUUCCAUAUUGGAGGCAAAAUGGCUCAUAGUAACUGGAUAAAAGGAUCAAUUUUGACUGUUGUAAGCUGCAUAUUAUGGUCUUUAUGGUUCAUACUGCAGCUUGAUAUUGUGACCGCAUGGAAUCAAUUUCCGAUUCUUUCGAAUAUUUUGUUUUGGGGGAACAACUUCAGUGGCAGUAUAUUGGGAGUACUCAUUGUUAUCAUGGGUCUAUACUUGCUUUUGUGGGGAAAAGAAAGUGAUCGAGAUUACAAGUCACAACGAUCUUUUCCAGCACAUACUGAGGAGAAAGAAUGUAAGACACAGAUAAAGACCUCAGUAUGA